Molecule: messenger RNA, 717 nt
Organism: Metarhizium album ARSEF 1941
Lineage: Eukaryota; Fungi; Ascomycota; Sordariomycetes; Hypocreales; Clavicipitaceae
Product: SNF7 family protein
Exons: 3
Coding region: 1-717 (238 amino acids)
Biological process (GO): vesicle budding from membrane; late endosome to vacuole transport via multivesicular body sorting pathway
Cellular component (GO): multivesicular body; ESCRT III complex
Source: RefSeq, a predicted model, not a curated record
AUGAUCCAUAUCAACCUCAACACCGACUUCUUCCAUCUGGAAGGACGCCAAGCGCUCGAUAGACCUGCCACUCCACGGCUGGAUCCAGCAAGUGUGCUCAACAUGGGCAGCAACACGAGCAGAGUCACGGCCCAGGACAAGGCCAUCCUGGACAUGAAGAACCAGCGCGAUAAACUACACCAGUAUCAGCGACGAAUCACCGUCCUCACCGACAAAGAGACCGAUAUCGCGAAGCGAAUGCUCGCCAAGGGCGACAAGAAGAGGGCCCUGCUGGCCCUGAGGCGCAAGAAGUACCAGGAGUCGCUGCUGGUCAAGACGGACGCGCAGCUCCAACAGUUGGAGAAGUUGACGGCCAAUGUCGAAUUCGCACUAAUACAAAAGGACGUCGUGUUUGGGCUGCAGCAGGGGACCAAGGUCCUUAAAGAGAUCCAUGCCGAGAUGGGCGGGUUGGAGAAUGUAGAGAAGCUCAUGGGCGAAACGGCGGAUGCGAUUGCUUAUCAGCAGCUCCGGCCAAAACAGGAGGUCAGCGACAUGCUCGGUGGCCAGAUUUCGAACCAAGACGAGGAGGAGGUGGAGGACGAGCUAGCCUCGCUGCAAGCAGAGCUCGCCGGCGAGGCACAGCAGCUGCCAUCUGUUCCGAAUGCGCAGGUCCCCAUAUCCGAGACGCAGGCCGAGGAGGAACCUGCGCGGGAGGCACGGCAGAUGCUGGCCGCCUAG